Talaromyces stipitatus ATCC 10500 is the source of this 444-nucleotide messenger RNA. RefSeq lists its product as uncharacterized. The record is from RefSeq and is a predicted model, not a curated record. Gene Ontology annotation, molecular function: nucleic acid binding. The transcript has 2 exons. Bases 1 to 444 code for a protein of 147 amino acids. NCBI's taxonomy places the organism in Eukaryota, Fungi, Ascomycota, Eurotiomycetes, Eurotiales, Trichocomaceae.
AUGGGGCAGGCCUACAAGCUAGUGGGCUCAUCUGAGACACAUACAGUUUAUGCAGGGGAACUAAAGGGGAUUGACACGGCACUCCAAAACCCACCACACAACGAAGAUACACGUGAAGCCACGAUCUAUACGGAUAACCAAGCUGCGAUACGCGCCAUACACCAGCCAGGGAGGUCUUCAGGGCAGUAUAUCCUCCGACGGAUAUGGGUGCUAGAGCAUGAAGGGGUCCCAGGCAACGAGAAAGCAGACCAGCUUGCGAAGCGUGCCGCAGUCGAGGCGACAUGGCGCACACGAGAGAUUACUCGCAUAGCCCGGAUCAAUGCACCCAACCAGGCCAUGCCACACGCCGCACGGAUCUCAUACGUCCCAAAUCAGUCAACUAUCCUCGUUGCUGUGUGCCACCAAAGACUACGGGAGGGCUUCGUGAACCGGUGGAAAGACUAA